UACAUCCCUCUGUUUUUCUUUCUUUCGAUUUAGUGCUCACCGGAUAAUAUUUUCCGGCAGCUGAGUACGGAGGAGAAACUGCAGAGGAUCUUUGUUUAUUCUUCAAUGGCUGCUAUCUUCCGUACACUUCUUUUGCUGCUCACUUUAUCAGAGUUAUUUGUUGGAAUAUUAAGUAUUGGAGUUGGAGUGAACUAUGGAAGGAUUGCAAACAAUCUCCCAUCUCCUUCUCAAGUAUCUGGUCUGCUAAAAUCGUUAAAUAUUAAUCGAGUAAAAGUCUAUGACGCCGAACCAAAAGUAUUAGAAGCGUUUGCAGGAACCAAUGUUGAAUUCAUUAUCGGUUUAGGAAACGAGUACCUUCAAAGAAUGAGAGAUACUCAACAAGCUCAAAUAUGGAUUCAACAAAACGUUCAACCUUAUAUUUCGCAAACUAAAAUCACGGGUAUUAAUGUUGGAAACGAGAUUUUAGGAGGAGGGGAUACUGAGUUAGCGUCGUAUUUACUUCCUGCUAUGAAGGGAAUGCAUGGAGCUUUAGUUAAUCUUGGAUUAGACAAGCAAGUUUAUAUAACGACCGCUCAUUCCCUUCAAAUUUUAGCGACUUCUUUCCCACCUUCUCAAGGGACUUUUCAAGAAAGUAUGGUGCAAUACAUAAAACCAAUACUCGACUUUCAUGCUCAAGUUGAUUCGCCUUUUUUCAUCAAUGCAUAUCCUUAUUUUGCAUACAAAAGUGACCCAAACAACGUUCCGUUGGAAUAUGUGCUUUUUCAACCCAACAAUGGGUCAGUUGACCCAAAUACGAAUUUGAAAUACGACAAUAUGUUAUAUGCACAGAUUGAUGCUGUUUAUUCUGCUAUAAAGGCAUUGGGUCAUACUGAUAUUGAAGUUAAAAUCUCUGAGACUGGCUGGCCUUCUAAAGGAGAUGAAAACGAGGCUGGAGCAACAGUAGAGAAUGCUGGUAUAUAUAAUAGAAAUUUGAUGCAGAGGAUGCGACAGGGUCAAAGUACUCCAGCCCGCCCUUCACAGCCGAUUGACAUUUACGUUUUUGCCCUGUUUAAUGAGAAUCAGAAGCCCGGACCAACGUCUGAGAGGAAUUUUGGAUUGUAUUAUCCUGAUGGCUCCCUGGUUUAUAACCUUGGCAUUCAAACACAAAGUUAUAUUCUUCCAAGAAUGGACUAUUCAUCUUCACAUAAAAACGUGUUUUCCUUCGUCAGAAUUCUCGCUUUGUUUAUUGGAUUCUAUUCUUUGCUUAAGAGAUGAAAAGUUAACUCAAAUUUUGUUGACUAGUAUACAUAGGGAGCUCUAAGUCCCUAAAGAGGAUUGUCUUUUGAGGCGAAAGUUGAGGAUUCACAUUCAGAGCCACAACAACGCUUUCAGCCCAACAGCAUCCUAUUACCUUCAUAGUACACAUUGUUACAACAUACUUAUUCUCCAAUAGAUAUUUCAUGUUCCCUUUUCUUAUAGUUUAUUAGAAAUUCAUCUUAAUUUUAUACAGAAUUGCAAAUAAACCAAACCCGCUUCAGCAGCCACCAGGAACAUCAAUAAAAUGGGAGCGAAAAACAUUCUUGAAACAGUUUAUAGGGUUUUAUUUUUUAUCAUCAUAUAAUUCUUGCUUUUGUUUUCAAUUUUAUAUAGAUUUUCCAUACAGGUGUGUAUCGAUACAUUUGAGUAAUACUGACUGAUUUAUUUUUUAUUUUUUGAUAUUGGAUGUUAACUUCAAAUUACAUUA
Molecule: messenger RNA, 1723 nt
Organism: Erigeron canadensis
Lineage: Eukaryota; Viridiplantae; Streptophyta; Magnoliopsida; Asterales; Asteraceae
Product: glucan endo-1,3-beta-glucosidase 14-like
Exons: 4
Coding region: 106-1254 (382 amino acids)
Biological process (GO): carbohydrate metabolic process
Cellular component (GO): plasma membrane
Molecular function (GO): hydrolase activity, hydrolyzing O-glycosyl compounds
Source: RefSeq, a predicted model, not a curated record